Messenger RNA from Megalobrama amblycephala (Wuchang bream), 3437 nucleotides. It is a transcript of the gene ndrg4, whose product is annotated as NDRG family member 4. Lineage: Eukaryota; Metazoa; Chordata; Actinopteri; Cypriniformes; Xenocyprididae. The record is from RefSeq and is a predicted model, not a curated record. Gene Ontology annotation, cellular component: cytoplasm. Gene Ontology annotation, biological process: brain development; signal transduction; positive regulation of ERK1 and ERK2 cascade. The transcript is spliced from 18 exons. Bases 144 to 1520 code for a protein of 458 amino acids.
ACAGAGGUAGAGAGAUUCACACAGCAUAGCCCUCACAGGGUAGACAGCAUCGCUCUCAAACACACUCACAAGCAAACAAAAAGAGAGGCUAAACACAUCAGAAUCCUUUAAGACGACAACAGGAACCCAGUCCUUAAACAAAGAUGGGGCCCGGAUUGUUCUGGAACUUUCCGUCCAAGACUAGCUGCACGGUUCCACAGAGCCUGCUGCAGACAAUGUUGCUCUCCAGGAUGGCUGGCAUGAAGGAUCAGCAGUUCACUGAAGAGAAACCGCUACUGCCAGAAUCCAGGGGACAGGAACCAGAGAUGGCUAAAGGACAGUGUGUGCACGCGCUGCCCUCUGCUACGCCCUCCCCCCAAAUGGCUCGCCCCCCAAAACGCUGGCAUGCCAUCGCCCGACACUGGCUCGGCCUGACGCGGCGUCGGACCAGCGGGUACUUCCCGGAAAACUGCGAAACCUUUGUAGCUGCAGGAGAUUGGAAGGAACAUGACAUUGAAACCCCUUAUGGGAUGUUGCACGUGGUGAUCCGCGGGGCUCCCAAGGGCAACAAGCCAGCUAUCCUGACCUACCAUGAUGUUGGGCUCAACCACAAGCUGUGCUUCAACACCUUCUUCCACAAUGAAGACAUGCAGGAGAUCACUAAGCACUUUGUGGUGUGCCACGUGGAUGCCCCAGGCCAGCACAUUGGUGCCCCCCAGAUGCCACAAGGGUAUCAGUAUCCCACAAUGGACCAGCUAGCUGGGAUGCUUCCUAGUGUGGUGCAACACUUUGGCUUCAAGAGCAUUGUGGGAAUUGGAGUCGGGGCUGGUGCCUACAUCCUCGCCAAAUUUGCUCUGAUUUUCCCAGAUCUUGUGGAGGGUCUAGUUCUACUCAACAUUGACCCCAAUGGGAAAGGAUGGAUCGACUGGGCUGCCACAAAACUUUCAGGACUCACCAGUGCUUUACCAGACACUGUCCUGGCCCACCUCUUCAGCCAGGAAGAGCUUAUGAGCAACACAGAAAUUGUGCAAAACUACCGCCAACAGAUCAAUAACACCAUCAACCAGUUUAACCUACAGCUCUUCUGGAAUAUGUACAACAGCCGCAGGGAUUUGGAAAUGAACCGCAGUGGCACUGUGCUAAAUGCGAAGACCCUGAGGUGCCCAGUCAUGCUGGUCGUUGGUGAUAAUGCUCCGGCUGAGGAGGGCGUGGUUGAGUGCAACUCCAAGCUGGAUCCAACCCACACCACAUUCCUGAAGAUGGCUGAUUCAGGUGGAAUGCCUCAAAUUACACAGCCUGGAAAACUAACAGAGGCUUUCAAGUACUUCCUGCAGGGAAUGGGAUACAUUGCUUAUAUGAAGGAUCGGAGAAUGAGUGGGGGGCCAGUGCCUUCAGCCAGUAUGACCCGUCUUGCUCGCUCACGAACAGCUUCUCUGACCAGCGCCGGCUCCGUGGAUGGUUCUCGCAACCGCGCAUGCACACACUCAGAUAGCAGUGAGGGAGUUGGGCAGGUCAGCCACACCAUGGAAGUGUCCUGCUGAACCCUCGUGCACCAUCUCACAUGCACACAUUUAGAGAGACGUGGCGUGGAAGGAGGGCGUGAGAAGAAUGAAGGUCUCAUACUGCUUUCAUUCUUUCUUUCUCAGCCAUUUUCUAUGUCCUUUCUCUCAGUUUUUUCAGUGUUAGCCCUCAUAAAGGAAUACUUCACCCAGAAAUGAAAAAACUUCCAUCAUUUAAUCACCCAGUUGUCUUUAGAAACCUGUAUGAAUUUAUUUCCUUAGUAGAACACAAAAUGAAAUAUUUGUAGUCCAAGCUGCUUUUUUUUUCAUAUAAUGAAAAUGAAUGGUGACCACAAAUUAUUUGCAGUGAAUAUAAACUUUCCCCAUUAUUUGGCUUGUAUAGUGCUUUGUCCCUCGAGGAGCAUGACAGCACUUGGUCCCCAUCCACUUCCAUUGUAUGGAAGAGAGCAGCUUGGACAUUCAGCUAAACAUCUGCUUUUGUGUUCCACUGAAUAAAAAAACAACAUACGAGUUAAGAAGAACCUUCAUUUUGAGUUGAACUAUUCCUUUAACCUGUAAAAUGAAGACUUGCUGUCAUUCCCCCCUUCAAAACAGUGUUUGGUUUCCCCCAAUUUUGUAACACGGUUACUUAUCGCUCAAUGUGUCAGUAUAUCUGCACCCUUCGCUUGCUGCCUCUGGCCUUCACCUUCUCCUAUGGCAAAACUACAAGUCCCAUCAGACCCUGCUCUCACUCAUUCCUGUCCUAUGACAGUCUUUGAGGAGUAACUGAUGGAUUGGGUAGCAGGUAGAGGGGGUUGGUCCUGAGGAAAAGGAUGAAACAAAGCAAGAGAAAGAAGAAGGGAAGGUUUUUAAACCAGAGGGUGAUUUAUGAGUGAACCAUGUUAUGCUCUCCCUCUCAAUUACGAACGAAAUCUAAGCGAUUGUAUAGUCGAAGAGGGUGAAAAUCUCUUAACCAGUAAACGGUAGCUUUCGGCUAAUCAUCUCAGCUCAUUCAGUCACUGGGAAUGUAUGUAUCACCUCGUACUGUAAGAAAGAAUCAUCUUUUUGAUAUUUUUUUAUUAUUAUUUGAGCUAAAUUUGAUUUCUUAUUUGAAAUAUGUUAAUAAAAACUAAAAAGUAGGAGCAGAAGUUGUAUAACUUGACCACUGACUUGCCUUAAUAUAUUAUUAAACUAUAUUAGAAUGCAUCAUUUUGCCAUUCACUUUCAAAUCAAGUCUUGCUUCAUUAAAGAUAACAUACCGUCCCACAAAAGUACCCUUUUAGUGUGUACUCACUGUCAUAUGAAAGUAGCUUUGCCUGGGAUUGGUUCUGUACGAUCUUUUUAUAGACAAUCAGCUUCUGACCCAAACCGGACCAUCGCUUCCCUUACAGCACCCAGCCCCGCACAAAGAAUAUACCAAAGCUACUGAUACAAAUGCACACGCGAAUGCACACGUACAUUUUCCGAUGAGGGCUGGGCUCUGCAAGGUAACAGAGCUUCUGUAUGCAUAUACUCGCACACACACACACACGAUUAAUGUACUCGCAUGCAACAUGCACAUAAACAACACAGAAGGAUUCAUAUGUGUUAGAAUCAAGCUCAUUUAGAUCUGUACAACCACAUUUAGUUAUUUUUUGUGCUAUUUUACAAUGGAUCUUUUUCUCAAUGGACCUAUUCACAUGGUUCUUAGAACUCAACAUAGUUGGGUAAACUUUAUAGUUACAACAAAAACAUUUUUUGCAUUCCACUUUGCUCCAAUAGCAAAAUAAAAAUGGCAUUUAUAGCAGGAAAACAAAUGAAACAUUGAUUAUGUUGGUCAGAAGAGGGAAAGAUGUCAAAUUUGCCAUCACUCCCACAGCCGUUGUUUUAGAAACAUUCAUGCAGCAGCUUGAACUAGUUUUCUGAAAUGUAAUGCUUAGUAAUACAACACAAAGCACCGUGUUAUAACAUUAUUUUUUU